AAAUAAUUGGCAAUGACAUGACAAUACUUUUCCACUAAAUACCACUCUCUUAAAGUGAGGUUAGUUUAAAGUUGAACGCGAAAAUUCUUUUUCGAAAUGUUUCCACAGAAAAAUCAUUAUUUACAUAGUGCCAUUGGACACCCGACCUUAAGAGAGUGGCAGUCGAUUAAUCAUCAAAUUACACCAAAAAAUUUAAUGUAUCCCAUAUUCGUUAUUGACGAAGAGAAUGAGGAACAACCAAUUGAUGCCAUGCCUGGAGUGUCCCGUUUUGGAAUUAAUCGUUUAAGGGCUCAUCUUGAGCCGCUUGUUGCAAAGGGAUUAAGCUCGGUGCUGUUGUUUGGUGUUAUUUCACAAUUACCAAAAGACGAUCAAGCAUUCCAUGCUGAUUCCAAUGAAAAUCCCGUGAUAAAGGUCAUUCCUAAACUUAAAGAGUGGUUUCCCGAACUUCUAAUUGCUUGUGAUGUCUGCCUGUGCCCUUAUAUGUCUCACGGUCAUUGUGGUGUCUUACACACAGAUGGCACUAUAAAUAAUUCCCUAAGUAUUAAGCGUAUUGCAGAAGUGGCUGUUGCUUAUGCAAAAGCAGGUGCACAUGUAGUUGCCCCAUCUGAUAUGAUGGACGGCCGAGUGGGAGCAAUUAAAGAACUCUUGAUAAAAAAUGAUUUGGUUCACAAAGUGGCAGUGUUAUCAUAUGCAGCAAAGUUUUCAUCGACAUUCUAUGGACCUUUUAGGGAUGCAGCAAAAUCUAAACCGGCAUUUGGGGAUCGCAAGUGUUACCAGUUGCCACCCGGUGGGGAAGGACUAGCUUUACGUUCCACUACUCGAGAUAUUCAAGAGGGUGCAGAUAUGCUAAUGGUCAAACCAGCUCUCGCCUUUUUAGACAUUGUAAAACAGACAAAACAAACCCAUCCGGAAUAUCCACUGUUUGCGUACCAAGUAUCGGGUGAAUACGCAAUGAUCUAUCAUGCUGCACAAAAAGGGGCCUUCGAAUUAAAAGUCGCACUGCAAGAGAUAUUGUUGUCUAUGAGGAGAGCAGGGGCCUUGUGUCUUAUGGCCUGCGUACUGGCCAAAGACGAUAAGAAAGAAAAGGAAGAAGUUGGAACUGUUAUUGGGAUCGAUUUAGGAACAACGUACUCAUGUGUCGGUGUUUACAAAAACGGCAGAGUGGAAAUAAUUGCCAAUGACCAAGGUAAUCGCAUCACGCCCUCAUACGUAGCAUUUACGGCCGAAGGCGAACGAUUGAUCGGUGAUGCGGCAAAGAAUCAGUUGACAACGAAUCCCGAAAACACAGUGUUUGAUGCUAAACGUCUAAUUGGGCGUGAAUGGACCGAAACCACAGUACAAAAUGAUGUCAAAUUCUUCCCCUUCAAAGUGAUAGAGAAAAACUCCAAGCCCCACGUUAAGGUUUCGACGUCUCAGGGUGACAAGGUGUUUGCAGCCGAAGAGAUUUCCGCCAUGGUGUUGGGUAAAAUGAAGGAAACCGCAGAGGCGUAUUUGGGCAAAAAGGUGACCCAUGCUGUUGUAACUGUUCCUGCUUACUUCAAUGAUGCUCAACGUCAAGCUACCAAGGAUGCGGGAGUAAUUGCCGGUCUUAAUGUAAUGAGAAUUAUUAACGAGCCUACUGCUGCCGCUAUCGCUUAUGGUUUGGACAAGAAGGAUGGUGAAAAGAAUGUACUUGUCUUUGAUUUGGGUGGAGGUACUUUUGAUGUCUCCCUCCUUACCAUUGACAAUGGUGUAUUUGAGGUAGUUGCAACCAAUGGAGACACCCAUUUGGGUGGGGAAGAUUUCGAUCAAAGAGUAAUGGAUCAUUUCAUUAAGCUGUACAAGAAGAAGAAGGGCAAAGAUGUUCGCAAGGAUAAUCGUGCCGUACAAAAAUUACGUCGUGAAGUUGAAAAGGCCAAGCGUGCUCUUUCAUCUGCUCACCAAGUCAGAAUCGAAAUUGAAUCGUUCUUCGAAGGCGACGAUUUCUCAGAAGCACUCACCAGAGCGAAAUUUGAGGAGCUCAACAUGGAUCUCUUCCGUUCGACCAUGAAGCCUGUACAAAAAGUUCUUGAAGAUGCCGACAUGAACAAGAAAGACGUAGAUGAAAUUGUUUUGGUAGGUGGAUCCACUCGUAUUCCUAAAGUACAGCAACUCGUCAAGGAAUUCUUCGGAGGCAAAGAACCAUCUCGCGGUAUCAAUCCUGAUGAAGCUGUCGCUUACGGUGCCGCUGUACAAGCCGGAGUGUUAUCUGGGGAACAAGCCACCGACUCAAUCGUCCUACUCGAUGUAAACCCCUUAACAACCGGCAUUGAAACCGUAGGAGGUGUCAUGACCAAACUCAUUCCACGUAACACUGUCAUUCCCACAAAGAAAUCUCAGAUAUUCUCCACCGCAUCCGACAACCAACACACCGUAACCAUCCAAGUUUACGAAGGAGAACGUCCGUUGACUAAAGACAAUCAUUUGUUGGGCAAAUUCGACUUAACUGGCAUACCACCGGCACCUAGAGGUGUACCACAAAUUGAGGUAACAUUCGAAAUCGACGCCAACGGUAUUCUACAAGUAUCCGCCGAAGAUAAGGGAACCGGAAACAAAGAAAAGAUUGUAAUUACAAACGAUCAAAAUCGUCUCACACCCGAAGAUAUCGAUAGAAUGAUAAAGGAUGCCGAAAGAUUCGCUGAUGAGGAUAAGAAACUUAAGGACCGUGUCGAAUCUCGCAACGAACUUGAAAGUUUCGCGUAUUCGCUUAAAAAUCAACUUAGCGAUAAGGAAAAAUUGGGAUCAAAGAUAUCCGACGAUGAAAAGAGUAAAAUGGAAGAAGCAAUCGAAGAAAAAAUUAAAUGGCUCGAAGAAAAUCCCGAAGCAGAGGCCGAAGAUUAUAAGAAACAAAAGAAAGAGCUGGAAGAUGUAGUCCAACCGAUUAUCUCCAAGUUAUAUCAAGGUGCAGGCGGUCCACCACCACCAAGUGGCGAGGAUGAUGAUCUUAAGGAUGAAUUAUAAAGUUCCAAGACUGAUUUAUAAACUUAUUUAAUACUAGCCCAAGUGAGAUGUGUGAAUGGACAUGUGUGAACAGUUUAGUCAAAUGUUUUUCGUUUUAAGUGGUAAAAACCCUGUCUCUCAACAACUGAAGAAGAAUUUUAUAUU
Photinus pyralis (common eastern firefly) is the source of this 3123-nucleotide messenger RNA. It is a transcript of the gene Hsc70-3, whose product is annotated as endoplasmic reticulum chaperone BiP. Lineage: Eukaryota; Metazoa; Arthropoda; Insecta; Coleoptera; Lampyridae. The coding region runs from base 97 to 2979 and encodes 960 amino acids. The transcript has 7 exons. Gene Ontology annotation, cellular component: endoplasmic reticulum lumen; nucleus; membrane. Gene Ontology annotation, molecular function: heat shock protein binding; ATP-dependent protein folding chaperone; ATP hydrolysis activity. Gene Ontology annotation, biological process: protein refolding; endoplasmic reticulum unfolded protein response; tetrapyrrole biosynthetic process. The record is from RefSeq and is a predicted model, not a curated record.